AUUCAUAGCGUGGAUGUUGCAAUGCUUGUGGAGCCGUCUGAUUACCAUACACAGACUGGGCUCUAGGCCAGUGGGGAAUCGUUGCCAAUCUAUCGGUAGCCGAUGAUAGCUCAUAUAUGUCUAGAUAACGGUUUGACAUGUCUCGGAAACUUCGAUGAUACUCAGCAUCACGCGGUUAUAAAAGACUACACGAUUUUGGGCGACCUCGCCAGUAGUGAUCUUGACCGUGGUGAAAUUCAAGUUUUUUUUAUUAGAAUGAAGAAUUUAGCGUUAGUUGUGGCUUUACUGUGUGUUCUAGGUACUCAGGCAGCACCAGAUCGCUCUCAGCGUGUCAUCAAUGGACAAGUUUCUACAAAUCAACCCUACAACGUGUAUAUCCUGUACCUGAAUCAAAACAACGCAGGAUUCUAUGGAGGUGGCUCGAUUAUUUCGACUCGUCAUGUCCUAACUGCGGCCCAGAUCAUUCUUGGAUUCGUCCGAUGGGACAUUGGCAUGGGAAGCAACGUGUUCGCCCAGCUCAGCAUGGUCACCUCGUACCAGGCUACGUCCCACCCGCUGUUCAACUCCGCCAACAAGGCAAACGACAUCGGAAUCAUCACUCUACCCGUGACGCUCACAUUCACAGCCAGCAUAGCUCCGGUUCGUCUUCCGGCCUUGAACUCGCAGGAAAUUAAUCUACUUCCGCUGGACAACGAACAGGGCACGGUCGUUGGCUAUGGAUACACUUCCUCCAUUUCAACCACCCGCUCAGAUUACCUGAUGGUUUCCUACCAGAGGGUAACCGUGAGCAACCGGUGCCAACAGUUCUACCAGAUCACUCUGCCGCAGCACUUCUGCGCCGAGAACACCAUCGACUACUCGAACAUCUGCAACGGAGACCUAGGGGCCGGGCUGGUAACCGAUGUACGUGGAACGCCAACCGUUACGGGAAUCGCUUCGCUGAUCACCCAGAGCUGCAGCAACGUUAGCCCAUCGGGAUACACCCGGGUACAGUACUACAAGCAGUGGAUUACCAGCGUGACGGGGAUCCAGUGAAAUGGCGUCGUGUAAUGUUUUAGAUUGCAAAUAGAUAUACUAUAUUUAAGAAACGAUACUACGUAUUGUGUUACUCCUCAAACUGCUCUAUCAAUUACAUCUUCAAUUCGGAAACAGGGAAUAAAACUCAUUAAUAUUGGUUCAAAGGAUAUGCAAAAAGUAAU
This is a messenger RNA of Aedes albopictus (Asian tiger mosquito), 1199 nucleotides long. RefSeq names its product chymotrypsin. The record is from RefSeq and is a predicted model, not a curated record. Gene Ontology annotation, molecular function: serine-type endopeptidase activity. Lineage: Eukaryota; Metazoa; Arthropoda; Insecta; Diptera; Culicidae. The transcript is spliced from 4 exons. Gene Ontology annotation, biological process: proteolysis. Bases 103 to 1035 code for a protein of 310 amino acids.